This is a messenger RNA of Pteropus alecto (black flying fox), 1278 nucleotides long. It is a transcript of the gene CBLIF, whose product is annotated as gastric intrinsic factor. Lineage: Eukaryota; Metazoa; Chordata; Mammalia; Chiroptera; Pteropodidae. The transcript is spliced from 9 exons. Gene Ontology annotation, biological process: cobalamin transport. Bases 1 to 1278 code for a protein of 425 amino acids. Gene Ontology annotation, molecular function: cobalamin binding. The record is from RefSeq and is a predicted model, not a curated record.
AUGGACAGGACGGGAGAGAGAGAGACGGCCUGGUUUACCCUUUACCUCCUGAACCUUCUCUGGGCUACAGCUGGGACCAGCACUCAGACCCAAAGCUCGUGCUCUGUACCCCCGGCACAGCAGUCCUUGGUCAGUGGAAUACAAGUGCUCAUGGAGAACUCUGUGACCAGCUCAGCCUACCCCAACCCCAGCAUCCUCAUUGCCAUGAACCUGGCCGGAGCCUACAACUUGGAGGCCCAGAAGCUCCUGACUUACAAGCUCAUGGCCAGUGACGCAGCUGACCUGAGCGUGGGUGAGCUCGCCCUCAUCAUCAUGGCUCUCACCUCCUCCUGCCGGGACCCUGGGACUAAAGUAUCGAUUCUACAGAAACAAAUGGAGAACUGGGAGCCUUCGAGCCCCAGCGCUGAGGCUCUGAGCUUCUAUGGACCCAGUCUGGCGAUCUUGGCACUGUGCCAGCAGAACUCUGAGGCGACCUUACCGAUAGCGGUCCGUUUUGCCAAGACCGUGCCGGCCAGUUCUUCUACCUUUGAUAUAGACACAGAAGCAGUGAUGACCUUGGCACUGACCUGUAUGUACAACAAGAUCCCUGUAGGCUCAGAGGAAGAUUACAGAACCCUGUUCGGUCAGGUCCUAAAGGAGGUUGUGGAGAACAUCGGCACGAGGAUCAGAGAGAGUGGCCUCAUCGGGAACAUCUACAGUACUGGCCUUGCCAUGCAGGUNNNCUCCGUGACACCCAAGCAACCCAACAAGGAGUGGGACUGCAAGAAGACCAUGGAUGCAAUACUUGAUGAGAUUAAGCAGGGGAAAUUCCGCAACCCCAUGUCCAUUGCCCAAAUCCUCCCUUCCCUGGUUGGCAAGACAUACCUGGAUGUACCCCAGGUGUCUUGCAGCCCUGAUCAUGAGGUACAACCAACUCUACCCAGCUAUCUUAGCCCUGUCCCCACCUUGGCAUCCAACAUCACUGUCACCUACACCAUAAACAACCAGCUGAGGGGAGUGGAGCUGCUCUUCAAUGUGACCAUCGAUGUCAGUGUGAAAAAUGGAUCAGCGCUGCUUGUGGUCCUGGAAGAAGCACAACGCAAAAAUCCCAUGUUCAAAUUUGAAACCACGAUGACAUCCUGGGGCCUUAUGAUCUCUUCUAUCAAUAAUAUUGCUGAAAAUAAUAAUCAAAAUACGUAUUGGCAGUUCCUUAGUGGCAAGACACCUCUGAGUGUAGGAGUUGCUGCCUACAUACCUUUCAACCAUGAGCACAUCACAGCCAAUUUCACACGGUACUAA